This is a messenger RNA of Pectinophora gossypiella (pink bollworm), 3994 nucleotides long. RefSeq names its product tubulin-specific chaperone D (gene TBCD). Gene Ontology annotation, molecular function: GTPase activator activity; beta-tubulin binding. Gene Ontology annotation, cellular component: lateral plasma membrane. The transcript is spliced from 19 exons. Gene Ontology annotation, biological process: microtubule cytoskeleton organization; bicellular tight junction assembly; tubulin complex assembly. Bases 98 to 3703 code for a protein of 1201 amino acids. The record is from RefSeq and is a predicted model, not a curated record. NCBI's taxonomy places the organism in Eukaryota, Metazoa, Arthropoda, Insecta, Lepidoptera, Gelechiidae.
UUCAUUCACAGUUCAUUCAUUCUACAACUCAUUCAUUUACCAUCCCAUCUGUCAGUUUUUGUUGUGAGAUUGAACCGUCACUUGUGAAGUUUACAAAAUGGUUGGUCUCGAUGCUGAUAUGAACCGGGAUGACGACUGUGACAAUAUAGGGCUGGGAUGUGCUCUGGAGCACUUUUCCGAGGUGGAGGAAGUGUUGAACAUGAUAGACAAUGUGAAAACUAUCUAUAACACUCCAGCUGUGGAAGUAGAAUAUGAAAAACUCUACGGUAUUCUGAAACAGUAUUAUGAGCAGCCUCAUUUACUUGAUCCCCACUUGGAUAAAAUAUUGUCCAGGUUUCUUGGCUUGAUAAAGGACAAGGAGUCGCCAAUGGAAUUAAAACAUGCUACUUUCAAUUAUAUGUAUCAAAUUAUUAGAAUUAGAGGAUACAAAAUAGUCAUCAGGCAUCUGCCACAUGAGGUUUCAGAUCUGCUAACUGUCCUGGCACUGCUGGAAGUGCAGGAUCCCAAUGACAAGGAGUCCUGGCGCAGCAGAUUCGUGUUGCUGCUGUGGUUGUCUAUUGUUGUCAUCAUACCGUUUCACAUGAGCCGUUUAGAUGGCUUCACCCCAGGACAUGCUGGUACUUCUGAUGAAGGCACAUCUAAGAAGCUCACAGUUAUGGAAAGAAUCUUUAACAUAUGCAAAACAUAUGCACAAUGCAAGGACACCUGUGCUGAAGCCAGUGCUUUCUUAGCUUCCAAGUUUUUAACUAGAUCUGAUGUAAAAGAAUUAUAUAUGGCACCUUUCUUUGACUGGGCAUGUGAUUUACAUUCCAAUUUGCAAGAUGAAGGCAAAAUAUACUAUGGAGUUCUAGCAGCAGUUGCAGCGGUGCUGAAGCAUGGGAAGAGAGAUGAUUUACUGCCAUUCACACCUAAACUACUGCAGUGGGUGACUAAACAGAACUACCAACAACACAAAGCCAUGCUUGUCAGGAAAUAUGGUGUCAAAAUUGUGCAAAGAAUUGGUUUAACAUUCCUGCGUCCGCGCGUGGCGUCGUGGCGCUACACUCGUGGUUCACGGUCGUUGGCUGUGACGCUCGGAGCCAUGCCCGCUGCUGGUGACAACGAACCCGCUACCUCGCCGCCUGACGAUGAUGACCAGGAUAUACCGCAGGAGGUAGAAGAAGUAGUAGAACUUCUACUAUGUUCCCUCCGCGACGACGAUACGGUGGUACGAUGGUCAGCGGCGAAAGGUGUAGGCCGCGUGGGUGCGCGCCUGCCCGCGGCCGCGGCCGCCGACGUGGCCGACAGUGUGCUAGCGCUGUUCGCGCCCCACGAGCGGGACACCGCCUGGCACGGCGGCUGUAUGGCGUUGGCCGAGCUUGCCCGGCGCGGGCUGCUGUCGCCGGCGCAAGUGGGCGGCGCCAUGCGCGCGGUGGCGGCGGCGCUGCGGCGCGACGAGCCGCGCGCGGCUUGCGGCGGGGGCGGCGGGGGGCGCGCGGCAAGGGACUCGGCCUGCCACGCCGCCUGGGCCUUCGCCCGCGCCUACGACGCCGCCGCGCUCGCGCCCUACGCCACGACCCUCGCCAACGCCUUGAUUGCUACUGCGUGUUUUGAUCGAGAGAUAAAUUGUCGUCGCGCGGCUUCAGCGGCGUACCAAGAAAACGUAGGCAGACACGGCAUGUUCCCUCACGGCAUAGACGUCCUCACCAUUGCUGACUUCCAGUCCGUCGGGCCCAGGAACAACGCGUUCAUGGUUGUUGCCCCACUAGUGGCCAACUACCCUGAAUACACGCAACCUCUCAUUGACCACCUCGUCGAUCUCAAGGUCGAGCACUGGGACUGCGCCAUACGAGAACUGGCCGCUAAAGCUCUCAACAAACUCACUCACAAGUUACCGGAAUAUGUGGCGACCGUGGUGCUUCCAAAGUUAGUGAGCAAGACUGAAUCGAUAGAUCUUAACGUGCGACACGGCGCCAUACUGGGCAUAGGAGAGGCUAUCUUGGCACUUUCACAGACUGAACUGGCCGAUGGCAAGAAGGCAGACUCGUUGAUUGCGGAGGAGGUAUCGGUGGCGGUGCGGGACUUAGUGCGGCGGCUGCGGUGUCGGCAACAGUUCCGCGGGCUGGGCGGCGAGCUGAUGCGGCAGGCGUGCUGCCACUGCAUCGCUGCGCUCGCGCAGGCCGCCGCGCCCUACCACCAACACCCAGUCAUAGACGACUGGCUGAAUCUAAUAGAAGAAUGUCUCUCCCACGACGUGCAAGCUAUCCGAGAGAAGGCAAUUCACGCUCUACCUCUGGUAUUCGAGCAGUAUUUACGCGACGAUAACCUGAAGUAUGGUGACGAGACUGCGAAGGAGAAGCGAAUGCGUCUGAUGGACAAGUACUGUGAACAGCUGAGCAACGGGGGUGUCAAUGGCCUCGUGCUGAGGAUGGGAUAUGCCCGGGCUGUUGGUGCCUUACCAAAAUACAUCUUAGCGGAACAUCUCCCAACCGUCAUCCAAUCUCUGAUCGACUGCACCAAAGUGACAGAAUCGACCCAGAAGUGGGCGGAAGCUCGCCGCGAUGCGGUUGUGGGUUUGACUGAAGUAUGUAUGACUAUGGGCAUUGUUGGCGGCGUGGAGAAAUACAUAGGGGAGAUUAUAGACGCCUUACUGGACUGUCUCUCUGAAUAUACUAUCGAUAUGAGAGGAGACAUCGGUGCGUGGGUCCGGGAGGCUAGUAUGACUGGGUUGAUGUCGGUGUGCCGUCAGUGCGCGGCGCAGGCCCCGCAUCUGAACACCCCGCAGGCGGUGCAGGGCGUGAUGCGCGGCGUGGCGCAGCAGGCUGUGGAGAAGAUCGACCGCACGCGCGCGCACGCCGGACGGAUCUUCACCGCGCUCCUCUACAAUGAUCCGCCUAUCGCGAACAUUCCAAAUCACGACGCUUUAAAGCGGAUCUUCCCUUCUGAAGAAGUGGAGCUGAAACAGAAGGAGGAAGAAGAGAGCGAGCAAGCGGCCAGCGAGACCUCCAACGUGGUGCUCUGGCUGUUCCCCGGGCACACUAUGCCGAGAUUCGUGCAGCUACUCUCGUUCCCCGCGUACAGAUACAACGUUGUCAAAGGGCUUAUAGUCAGUGGCGGCGAACUCACUGAAAGCUUGGUAAAACACACAAUGUCUUCCUUGUACGCUUACCUGAACAAUCUUCACAAUGACAAAGAAAUGCUGAAGUCCAUCUGUGACACUAUCAUCAAAGUGUUCGCUGACAACUUACAUGUCAAGAGGAUUACGGGGCCUAUAUUCAACUUCUUAGACAGAUUACUUAGUUCAGGCUCAAUAUCGCCAAUCUUAGAAGACCCAGAGUCAACAUUUCCAUUGGAUGUGCUGAAAUAUCUGCAAAUGGAACUGAGAGGAGCAAAGAAUAUUUAUAAGCUUUUAGACUCUAUUAACGUAUUAUGUCAACUAAUUCAGGUGGGUGGGCCGGUCUGCAGCAAGUCUCUGGGCCAGCUGGUGAUCUACCUGUGCUACGCCGACCGCUACGUGAGGCGCUGCGCCGCCGCCCGCCUGUACGAGGCGCUCACGCUCUAUGGAGACGUGUCUUCUGUACCCCAGGAUAACCUAGAUCAGGUGAUGACGGUGCUGGCGGAGACAGACUGGGAACGCGACGUGAGCGAGCUGCGGCCGCUACGGAACGACCUGUGCGACCUCAUGGACAUCAAGAGGCCUGUCAUGAAACAGAAACCCACAUAAACAUAUCUUUACCUCUUCUAAAACCUACUAUUGACUCUGCUAGAAGCAGACGCGCGCAAAGAAUUUUAUUAAUUUUAUUUUGCUGAUUUGUGCCUUAAUCGUGAAAUGAACUCUAUUUUAGUGCUAGCGCUAAUGUGAUACUAAUAUUCGAAUUCGCUUAUAUUUUAACGACUGUCGAUCAAUUUCGUGCCGGGUUAGGAAGCGGAUAUUUUAUUUAAAGGAUUAUGAAACUUCUAACGCAAAUGCAUUUAUGAUACUCAAUGUGGUAAUAUACGUAUUUAUUUAUUCUAA